AUGUCGUCCUCCAAGCUGCCAGUUCUCCCUCUCGUUCACCCCCUUGUUCUUCUCCCUGCCUCGAGAAUCUCCCUGCCAGUCCCCACAAAAGUCGGAGAAGCUCUUCUCUCGCUCAUUGACAACUCGGACUCUUUGCCAAUCGUCGCGGCCGUCCCAACCUCAAGCACAAACCAACUAGCCGAAUGGGCCACGGCGGCUAGGGUAUUGAGGCUGGUGAAACCCCCCGCGAGAAAUCCAAGACAGCCAUAUCUUGUUAGUCUGCAUGGCUUAACGAGAGUUCAACUCAAGGCCCCUCUGCCGAUAUUGGAUGCGAGCAGCGUUCUGCUGGCUCACGACAUCACUUACCCUCCAACAGAGAACCUACCGACGCGGGAGGUUGUCGACAAGUUUAAGACCGCCGCGCUGCGGUUGCUCGACCGACUUGCCAGAGACUCCGUUCAACAGGCGCGGAAGGAUGGAUAUCACAAGAUUGCAGGAAUGCUAGAGGAUAUUACGGACGCCAGGGCUGCUUGGAUGGCAGAUGUCCUCGCCGGGACUGUUGGAGGGGAAUAUGAAGAUCGACUCGCCAUCCUUUCCACCCCAGACGCUACGGACCGGCUCCAGCUCGCCACUACUAUAUUCAUUAAGCUCGCUUCCAUAUCUGAAGUGACGAAGAGGAUAUCAAAUGCUGUUGACGAAUCACUGUCAAAGCAACAGAAGGAAUUUUUCUUGCGCCAGCAACUGGCUGCCAUCCAGCGAGAGCUCCAAGCUUUACAACGUUCCAAUGGCGACAAAUCUCCCACUAGUACACCUCGCUCAGGGGCUAGCGAAGGCACGACCUCAGAGUUGGACGAUGAUGAACAACAUGACGCGGAUGACAUGGCUGAUUUAAAGCGUAAAAUUGAAGCUAUGGCUCCUGGGUCUGAAGAAAGAAAGAUGGGUGUUCGUGAGUGGCGGCGACUCAAGCGGAUUCCCCAAGGCAGUGUGGAGAACGGCGUGAUCCGCAACUACCUCGAAUGGCUAACGUCUGUGCCAUGGCCGAACUCGACUCCAUCAGGCGAUAUCCCCGAUACCCCGUCUGCCACGAGUCAGAAGAACUUCCUCUCUAACGCCCGCGCUCAGCUGGAUGCCGACCACUAUGGCCUUGAGAAGAUCAAGAGACGUCUAAUUGAAUACCUUGCCGUUGUUCGCUUGCGUGAAGCAGCGGGGAAAAGGGAGGAAGAACACCAGCACCAGCGCCAAGAGGGCGCGAAGCUACAAGCAGAAGUGGCGAAAUCCGAAAGCUCUAGUCCGGAGAAAUCACUUGUCAAAUCCACACUCAACGCAGAUUCGGGCCCUCGUCCGAUGCCCCCGAACGAACGAGGGAAGAAAGCUGUUCGAGGUCCGAUUCUUCUGUUCGUCGGUCCGCCAGGCACGGGCAAAACAUCGCUGGGCCUUUCUAUCGCGCGUGCGCUGAAUCGACCCUUCCAACGCAUCUCGCUGGGCGGCGUCCGAGACGAAGCGGAGAUUCGCGGCCACCGUAGGACGUAUGUCGCCAGUGGGCCUGGUCUUAUCGUGCAGGCGCUGAGGAGAGCUGGUCGAGCAGAUGGUGUGAUAUUACUGGAUGAGAUUGACAAAGUCGGCCAAAGUAACUUCCACGGAGAUCCUGGUGCCGCUUUGUUGGAAGUCCUCGACCCUGAGCAGAAUCAUUCUUUCAACGAUCAUUAUGUCAAUGUUCCUAUCGAUCUCAGUCAAAUCUUGUUUAUCUGUACGGCGAAUACUUUGGAGACGAUUUCGGCCCCACUGCUGGAUAGAUGCGAAGUUAUACAGUUGUCUGGCUAUACUCACGAUGAAAAACUUCACAUUGCUCGUCGUUAUCUUCUUCCCAAGCAGCUGAAGGCCAACGGCUUGACCAACGCCGAAGUGGAGAUAACUGAGCCCGCACUUCUCAGAAUAGCUACCGGCUAUACUCGGGAGGCUGGCGUUAGAACACUUGAGCGGGCGAUUGGGGCUGUUAUUCGAUGGAAAGCUGUGGAGUGGGCGGAGUGGGCAGAAGAUAAUGAUGUCUCAAACGGCAUCAGCUCCCCCAGCGAUACUAAGGCUACUUCACAAGCAUUGAUCAAGGCCGAUGUCAAGCAGGGUGAGUAUAAGCGCCUAGUGGAAGAAAAUGAACUGGAGAAAAUACUUGGCAUCGCACGAUGGGAUGGCGAUGAACGCGAUAGGGAAGAGAGACGCGGUGUUGUAUACGGUCUUGUAGUCAUGGGUCAGGGAGAAGGCGGUAUUCUUCCCGUAGAAACAAUCAUCGUUCCAGGACAAGGUGGACUGAAACUCACCGGUAGCUUGGGAGAUGUCAUCAAAGAGAGCGGAGAACUGGCGUUGAGCUGGGUCAAGAAGCACGCGUACGACCUGUGCAUCACUAACGAACGAUCUCAAGACCCACUCAAGCUGCCCGAGCCCAUCGAUAUACAUCUGCACCUCCCGGCUGGCGCAACUAAGAAGGAUGGUCCUAGUGCCGGUGUUGCAAUGACGUGCGCCUUCGUUUCGCUGCUCACCGGUGCUUGUGUGCCUGCCCACAUCGCUAUGACCGGCGAGAUAACACUGCGUGGCCGUGUCACCCCCGUUGGUGGUAUUAAGGAGAAAGUCCUUGGUGCUCAUCGUGCACAGAUAACCAAGGUGAUCCUGCCCUACGCGAAUCGCAAGGAUGUCGAGCAUGAUGUGGCUCUUGAAAUUCGAAACGAAAUGGAAUUCGUGUUUGUUCGUACUGUUCGCGAAGCACUUGAUGCCGCAUUUGGAAAGGGAGCCCUACCCUGGCGAAGAGAUGCCCUCUUGUUGGAGAUGCGCCCAUUUAAAACCACUCAUCAACGCCGUUCCAGAAUCAUCGCAAAGAUGUCCUUGAAAAACGGAACAGCGGCAUCCAACGACUCGGCCUUUCGUUUCCCGAUCCCCCCUGAACAAUCAGACGAUAUGGGCAAACCUCUUGUACCAGACUUCUCUGACGACGAGAAGGUCAAGCAAUACAUCCAUGAUCGUCGGGUUAUCGGGUAUGACCCCCUCCUCGCUCCUUCUUUCCUACUGCACAAAUUACCAACCUCUCCGGAGUCGUUACGCACAACGGCCCUAGCUCGCUACCGUGCAUCCCAGAUCAUCCAGGGUCAAUCGUCGGACUUGCUUGUGAUCGUCGGCCCAUGCUCGAUCCACUCACCAGCGCAGGCUCUCCACUAUGCUAGAUUACUCAAAACACAAUUGGAUGCAGGACGCUUCCCCCGCCUCCUGAUCCUCAUGCGCACUUAUUUCGAAAAGCCACGGACAACAAUUGGGUGGAAAGGGCUCAUCAAUGACCCGAAUAUCGAUGGCUCUUUCGCUAUAAACGACGGUCUCCAAACCGCAAGGAAGCUUCUCCACGACAUCACUUCGAUGGGUAUCCCCGUUGCCAGCGAGCUCUUGGAUACCAUUAGCCCCCAGUACAUCUCUGAUUUGCUGUCUUGGGGUGCUAUCGGAGCACGCACUACUGAGUCUCAGCUACAUCGCGAGCUUGCUUCAGGGGUGUCUUUCCCUAUUGGAUUCAAAAAUGGUACAGACGGAAGCGUUUCCACCGCAAUUGAUGCCAUGUCAUCGUCCUCGCACCCGCAUGCCUUUAUGGGGGUUACGACCACUGGUCUGGCUUCUAUCGUCAAAACCAGAGGCAACGAUGAUGUCCAUAUCAUCCUGAGAGGUGGUUCAAGCGGCCCUAACUUCUCAUCGGAACACAUCCAAGAUGCGUUCGAAAAAAUCCAGAAAUCUGGGACACGCAAGUUCCCAAGUAUCAUGGUCGAUUGCUCCCAUGGCAAUUCGCAAAAGAACCAUCUGAAUCAACCAAAAGUAAUCUCCUCGCUGUGCAAGACCUUGACUUCUCCUUCGAGUCCAGAAGCAUCGCCAUCUCUGCCGCAUCACGUUCGACAUAUCACCGGCGUGAUGAUCGAAUCAAACAUAAGGGAAGGGAAGCAAUCUAUCCCCUCUUCUUACUCGGCAACCAGGGAUUCUUUAGUGAACGGCACGAAGAUCAUCACUAGCCUAGAGGAAUUAGAGACGCAGAAGGAUGAUGGCGAGGUGAAGCUGAAGUAUGGCGUAAGUAUUACAGAUGCUUGUGUCGAUUGGGACAUGACAAUGACAAUGCUGGAUGAACUAAACGAGGCUGUAGAAAGGCGACAUCAGUUGCUCAGCGCAAGCGCUUGA
This is a messenger RNA of Pleurotus ostreatus (oyster mushroom), 4170 nucleotides long. RefSeq lists its product as uncharacterized. Gene Ontology annotation, biological process: protein targeting to peroxisome; aromatic amino acid biosynthetic process; protein catabolic process. The record is from RefSeq and is a predicted model, not a curated record. Lineage: Eukaryota; Fungi; Basidiomycota; Agaricomycetes; Agaricales; Pleurotaceae. The coding region runs from base 1 to 4170 and encodes 1389 amino acids. Gene Ontology annotation, molecular function: ATP-dependent peptidase activity; ATP hydrolysis activity; ATP binding. Gene Ontology annotation, cellular component: peroxisomal matrix. The transcript has 21 exons.